AUGGGAGAACGCCCACGACUAGAGUUAUUUUCCGGGCUCGCCUCCCUCUAUCAAUCACGAGAGUAUUCGGACCUUGUGCUCUUCGGACGAGAAGGCUCGAGACAUGCAGUGCAUCGAGCAAUAGUAUGCCCCAGAUCUGAGUACUUCUACAAAGCCGUCAAAGAGGAGCAAUGGCGGGAAGGAAUCUCAGGCCACAUCGCCCUCCCCGACGAUGAUGAAGUCGUCCGUCUGCUGGUCGAGUACCUCUACCUCCUCGACUACGACCCCAUCGUAACCCUCCCCUCAACCACCCACUCUCACCCAGAAGACAACCACAGCCGCGACAGCAGCGACACAAUGUCCAUCCGCACCGAAGCCGGCACCUACGGCCACGUCUACGGCACCUCUGCCGUCUCAGCCUUCGGCGGCCCCGUACACCCUCACCAACACUCCCCCUUCAGCACCGUCUUCCGCCCAAGGCAAGACUCUUCCCUGACCGUCCACGCAAUGCCCACCUCCGGACCAGCAGACUACAGUAACUUCGGCACCGGACCCUCCACCAUCCAGCCUCUACGAAGACGCAAAACAAGUCGAGGGGGUAUGGUGACCAACGCCCCGGAACCCUCCCCUUUGGCGACGAAAGAUCCCCAUCUCGUCUUGCACGCGAGGAUGUACGCCGCCGCGUCAACCUACAGCAUCGGAGGCUUGAAGGCCCUCGCGCUGGAUAAGUUCAAGAUCCAGCUGACUCGACACUGGGAUUCCGUGGAACUGGCUGAGGCGAUUCAUAUCGUAUAUACAUCGACGCCGUCGUCGGACAAAGACAUGCGGGAAACCGUUGCUGACACUCUGGAUUGGCAUAGUCGGUUGCUCGACAAACCUGAGAUUGAGUUUGCGGUGAUGGAGAUCAAUGGGCUGGCUUAUUCGCUGCUUAAAAGAAGUAGGAGAGCAGAGCCGGAGUACAUGGAUUGA
Molecule: messenger RNA, 948 nt
Organism: Zasmidium cellare ATCC 36951
Lineage: Eukaryota; Fungi; Ascomycota; Dothideomycetes; Mycosphaerellales; Mycosphaerellaceae
Exons: 3
Coding region: 1-948 (315 amino acids)
Molecular function (GO): protein binding
Source: RefSeq, a predicted model, not a curated record